CCAGGAACUUCACAAGGAAUGGAUCAUGUUCAAAUACAAACCAAAACCGCACUCACUCUUCAUUCUCACUGCCCAAAAACGCUUCGUAGCAUUACUACCACACCCUCCUUCUUCUUCAGCCACCACCCAUUCAUACAAUGCCCUUAUCAACCGCCAUUCAACCCAAGGCGCUCACCGUCAAGUUCUCAUCACCUACACAUCCAUGCUCAAUGCAAACAUCCCUUCUGAUGCAUACACUUUCCCUAGUCUUCUCAAAGCAUGCUCGUUUCUUAACCUCUUUCAUCUUGGUAAUUCACUUCAUCAACGUGUUAUCGUUAAUGGGUUGUCGACAGAUUCGUAUAUUGCUUCGUCUUUGAUCAAUUUUUAUGUUAAAUUUGGUUAUAAUGAUGUUGCACGUAAAGUGUUUGAUUUUAUGCCUGAGAGAAAUGUUGUGCCUUGGACUACGGUUAUUGGGUGUUAUUCGAAAAUGGGUGAUGUUCGUGAGGCUUUUUCUUUGUUUCGUCAAAUGCGUUACGAGGGAAUUCAACCGAGUAGUGUUACUUUGCUGAGUUUGUUGUUUGGAGUUUCGGAGGUUCCUUAUGUGCAGUGUUUGCAUGGUUGUGCAAUUUUUUAUGGGUUUAUGUCAGAUUUGAAUUUGUUAAAUUCUAUGGUGAAUUUGUACGGGAAAUGUGGAAGUAUUGAAGAUUGUAGGAAAUUGUUUGAAUUUAUGGAUCGAAGAGAUGUUGUUUCGUGGAAUUCUUUGUUAUCUGCAUAUGCUCAGAUUGGGGAUUUAUGUGAAGUUUUGUUGCUUCUCAAGAGAAUGAAGCUACAAGGUUUGGAGCCUGGUUUACAGGCUUUUGGGUCUGUGUUGUCUGUGGCUGUGUCGACAGGUGAUAUGAGAUUGGGAAGGUUAGUUCAUGGCCAGAUUUUAAGAGGUGGUUUUGUUUUGGAUGCGCAUAUUGAAACAUCAUUUAUUGUAAUGUACUUAAAAGGUGGGAACAUUAAUGUUGCAUUUAAAAUGUUUGAGAGGAGUUUAGAUAAGGAUGUAGUUUUGUGGACGGCGAUGAUCUCAGGCCUAGUACAGAAUGAGAAUGCAGACAAAGCACUUGCAGUUUUUGAUCAAAUGUUUAAAUUUGGAAUGAAGCCAUCUACCGAGACUAUGGCUAGUGUGAUUACAGCUUGUGCACAGCUCGGGGCCUUUAAUUUGGGGAAAUCGAUUCAUGGUUAUAUAUUAAGGCAAAAACUGUCAUUGGAUACUGCUGCUCAUAACUCUCUUGUUACCAUGUAUGCGAAGUGUGGCCACUUAGAUCAGAGUUAUAUUGUCUUUGAUAGGAUGAGUAAAAGGGAUUUAGUUUCAUGGAAUGCCAUAGUCGCCGGAUAUGCUCAAAAUGGCUGUGUUUAUAAAGCCUUUUCCCUUUUUAAUGAAAUGAGGUCUUGUCAUCAAACACCUGAUUCAAUUACCAUUGUCUCCCUUGUUCAAGGGUGUGCAUCCACCGGGCAACUUCACCCCGGAAAAUGGAUCCAUGGGUUUGUAAUAAGAAAUGGUCUUAGGCCUUGUAUCUUGGUUGAUACUUCCUUGGUAGAUAUGUACUGUAAAUGCGGUGAUUUGGAUUCUGCUCAAAGAUGUUUCAACCUAAUGCCAAGUCAAGAUUUGGUUUCAUGGAGUGCCAUAAUUGCAGGAUAUGGCUAUCAUGGUAAAGGGGAAACUGCAUUGAGGUUAUACUCAAAGUUUCUAGAAACUAGGAUUAAACCCAACCAUGUGAUUUUCCUCUCAAUUUUAUCUUCUUGCAGUCAUAAUGGACUUAUUGAUCAGGGCUUGAACAUUUACGAAUCUAUGACUCGAGAUUUCGGGUUUGUGCCAAAUCUCGAACACCAUGCUUGUAUGGUGGAUCUCCUAUGUCGUGCCGGGAAGGUAGAGGAGGCGUAUAACUUGUACAAGAGAAUGUUCUCAGAUCCUGUGCUUGAUGUGUUAGGCAUAAUCCUUGAUGCAUGUCGAGCGAAUGGUAAUAAAGAACUUGGUGAUAUAAUUGCCAAUGAUAUUAUCAAGCUAAGGCCUAUGAGUGCUGGAAAUUAUGUACAACUAGCUCACUGUUAUGCUUCAAUAAACAAGUGGGAAGGAGUGGGUGAGGUAUGGACUCACAUGAGAUCUCUUGGUUUGAGGAAAAUUCCUGGUUGGAGCUUUAUUGACAUACAUGGAACCAUCACUACAUUUUUCACAGAUCAUAACUCACACCCUCAGUUCCUAGAAAUAGUGAAUACCAUGACAAUUUUGAGAGAGGAAAUGAACAAAAUGGAGGAAGUGGACCUUAACUUUGAAAGCAACCACACCCAUUAUUAUAACAUAUGUUGAAAGGUUAUUAUGAAACAUAUUUAUAAAUCGAUAAUUUAAGUUCAAUUCUUCUUGAUGUUUAGCCUAUGGUU
Molecule: messenger RNA, 2400 nt
Organism: Medicago truncatula (barrel medic)
Lineage: Eukaryota; Viridiplantae; Streptophyta; Magnoliopsida; Fabales; Fabaceae
Product: pentatricopeptide repeat-containing protein At4g04370
Exons: 1
Coding region: 26-2329 (767 amino acids)
Biological process (GO): RNA modification
Molecular function (GO): protein binding; RNA binding
Source: RefSeq, a predicted model, not a curated record